Molecule: messenger RNA, 1914 nt
Organism: Pelobates fuscus (common spadefoot toad)
Lineage: Eukaryota; Metazoa; Chordata; Amphibia; Anura; Pelobatidae
Gene: UBALD2
Product: UBA like domain containing 2
Exons: 3
Coding region: 100-600 (166 amino acids)
Molecular function (GO): protein binding
Source: RefSeq, a predicted model, not a curated record
CUGCAGGCUCCGCCCCGGUGUGGGUGACGCUCCGGGUCCAGUGGAGGAGGACAUAGCGAGGUGGCCGACCGGGCGGGGAGCACGGAGCGGGGCCCGGGGAUGUCGGUGAACAUGGAGGAGCUGCGGCACCAGGUGAUGAUUAAUCAGUUCGUGCUCGCGGCUGGGUGUGCGGCGGAUCAGGCCAAGCAGCUCCUGCAGGCGGCGCACUGGCAGUUCGAGACGGCACUCAGCACUUUUUUUCAAGAAUCAAAUGUCCCCAGUGCUCAGCAUCAUCCACAUAUGAUGUGCACCCCAAGUAACACACCAGCCACACCGCCCAACUUCCCUGAUGCACUGGCUAUGUUCUCCAAGUUGCGAACCUCAGAGAGUCUGCAGAACAGCGGCAGCCCAGCUGCGUCCAAUGCCUGCUCCCCUCCUGGCAACUUUAACCCUUACUGGGCUUCCUCACCUCCUGGCCAGCAGCCAGUGUGGCUUCCUCCAGCCUCUCCCACCACACAUCUCCAUCAUCACCACCAUCAUCCACAACCAGCAUGGCCCCCCAACACCCAGCCUGCUGGGGGGCCCCAAAAAGCCAUGACUGCCAUGGAUGGGCAGAGAUAAGACUGGGCAUGAGUGCAGUAGGGGAGGCUGUCACAAACGGUGCCCUUUCUCUCUUUGCCUCUCUCACCUUAGUUUUAUUUGUUUUUUUUUUUAACCUUUUCUUUCUCCGGUGGGGGAAGGAUGUGGCAACCUUGUCCUCCCCCCAUUUAUAUAUAUAUAUAUAUAUUUUUAUUUUUUUUCCCCUCCUUUUUAAUAUAUAAGUAUAAUAUAUAAAAAUAUGAAUUUUAUGAGAGGUGCUGGAAGAUGGAAAGAGGAGAAGAAGACACUGUUGUGCUUUGACGCUUGCAGAAUUAGAAGAUGCAACCUAUUUAGGAUCUUGUAUGGAAUUAAAAAAGGAAACCCUUUUUAAUAUAUGGGAAGAGGCUUUACGGUAUUAUCCCUCUUGUUCCUCAAAAUAUCUGACCCCAGUAUUUAUUUUAAACCCGAUUUUUCUUGGUGGGAAUGAUGGAAUUCAUCGUACGUUCAGCGAAAGCAUUCCUUCAUUUGAUAUUCAAUAGCGAGUGGGUGGGGGAGGGAUGACGGACGAUCUGCGCAGAAGACUUGGACUCUGGAACCUGCAACCAGGAAUGGAGACUGGUAUCUGUAAAACUAUAUGUGAAUGUCUGAAAUAUAUAUUAUAUGUAUAGAAAAAUGGAGCUUGAGGCUUUCUUUGAUCUUCAACAGAGACCAGUGAUAGCAGCCGCAUCUGCAAAAACAACAAAACAGACUUCUCGCAAAAAAAAAGUUUAAUCAACCCUCAACUUUUCCAGCUACUUUCAAACAAUUCAUCAUAGCACUUUUGGAAUAAAUUGGCAUAUAGGGACAUCUAGAAGAGAUGGUAAUUAUGUAACUUCACCAGAGCAAGGACUGCAGUGGCUCCAGAACUUGGAAAUUAUGCAAGUAAUUACAGUAGUUUCCUUGUUGACACAAUGGUUGUUUCUGCCCGGUUGAAAAAUCAAUUAUAGGCUGCGUUUGUGUUGAAAAGACCACAAUUUUGGCAGUAAUCAUAACAUAGGCUACCUACUCUAGUGGUAUCUGACUGACUGAUCAUUUGGGGCGGAAAACACCCUCCAUGUUUAACAUUGCUUUCUGGCAGCAAAAGGGGGAUAAUAUGCGCUUCACUUACAGCAAUAAAGUUUAACUCCUUAGAUCUUCUCCACCAUUUUAAGUGUCCCCAGUCACUUGUAUGACAAUCCAUGUUUUGUGUAGUGUAGAGCUAUACUCCAGGUGACUCCAUUUUGUAAUGUCAGUGUGUCCAUUUGCAGCCACCAGGAGCUGAUUUUGUAAAUAAAUAUUAGAGAAUGUAAUGUCAAAAAGGCUUCGGCUUAAUUGAAA